This is a messenger RNA of Macrobrachium nipponense, 1629 nucleotides long. Its product is annotated as zinc finger protein 239-like. Gene Ontology annotation, biological process: regulation of gene expression. Gene Ontology annotation, cellular component: nucleus. NCBI's taxonomy places the organism in Eukaryota, Metazoa, Arthropoda, Malacostraca, Decapoda, Palaemonidae. The record is from RefSeq and is a predicted model, not a curated record. The coding region runs from base 214 to 1107 and encodes 297 amino acids. The transcript is spliced from 2 exons.
UUCUUCAUCUUGCAGAUAAGUCAUGAUGCAUCGAAUGCGACUUGGUCAGAGGUCCUCAGAAAGUGAAGAAGUACUUGAUCGUUAAGAAGGAAGUCUAUUUGUUGGUUGUGUUGGGAAUGUGUUAGGACCGCUGUUCAUUUGAUUUUUCUAGCAUUCCAAACAGAGGAAAAGUUCUUCAGAUCCUAACUAGGAUUGCAUAUUGUACAUGUGAAAAUGGAAGCUGAAAAAUCGUCAUCAUUGGUGUUAAUUAAAGAAGAGAAGGAGAAUUUGGAGGCAGAUCUCAAUGAAAACACAGGUGAAGGCCCUUCAUUUGCAGACCCCUUAGAAGUCAAGGCAGAACCAGAAUUUUUUGAACAUGGUGAAUUUGAUGUGAACUGUUCAUCCCAAUCUAUUAAGCACGAAGAGAACCGCUCUCGAAGCUGUGAUGACGAAAGCAGAAAGAAGAUCUGUAUUGCAGAAGAAAAUAGACAUUUGGAUAAAACAGAUGCAUUCUCAAAGAGAAGUAACACAGCAAGGGAGCUAAUAACUUGUGCUGAAUGCCAAAGGACAUUUUCAUGCAUGAGCCGCCUGAAAUCCCACUUGAGAACUCAUACUGGAGAGAAACCAUAUAGUACUUGCUCUAUAUGUCAAAGAAGUUUUUCUGAAUCAAGUUGUCUCAGAAAACACAUGAGAAUUCAUACUGGUGAGAAAACAUAUGCUUGCCCUACAUGUCAAAUCAGUUUUGCUGAAUCGAGUCAUCUCACAAAACACAUGAGAACUCAUACUGGAGAGAAACCAUAUACUUGCUCUAUAUGUCAAAGAAGUUUUUCUCAUCAAAGCCAUCUCAAAAUACACAUCAGAACUCAUACAGGAGAGAAACCAUACAUUUGCUCUACAUGUCAAAGAAGUUUUUCUCAAUCAAGUGCUCUCAAACCUCACUUGAGAACUCAUACGGGAGAGAAACCACAUACCUGCUCUAUAUGUCAAAGAGGUUUCUCUCGUCAAAGUGAUCUCAAAACACACAUGAGAACUCAUACAGGAGAGAAACCAUUCAUUUGCUCUGUAUGUCAAAGAAGUUUUUCUCGAUUAAAUAAUUUGAAAAAACACACGAGAACUCAUAGAGGAUAGAAACUAUUCACUUGCUCUGUAUGCCAAAGAAGUUUUUCUCAUCAAAGUCAUCUUAAAAGACAUGAGAAUUCACACUAGACAGAAACUGUACGCUUGAUCUAUGUUCAAGUAGUUUUUGUUAAAUUCUUUUUACCUUGAAUUCUGUGUGUCUGUCUGUCCUCGAGUCUUGCAACUCAAUUUUCUACCUGCUCCCUUUGUCCGAUGGACUUGAAAUUUUGCCUGGUUACUCAAUGCUGAUGACAAUACAACCUUAAAUAAUCAGUAGGUCAGCAGUGACCUCUAGUGACCCUACAGUGACUUCUCCCAGUGUCUCUGGAUUUGUCACAAAUUCUUUUUAUUGUACUAUAACACUUCCCUCUUUAUUCCCCCUCCACUUCCCACUUCCCCCCCCCCCACACCUUCCCUCCAUUCCCUCCCCUUUCUCUCCCCUAUCCCUCCCUCUCCACUCCAUCCCCUUCCCAUUUCCCCCUCCCCUACUUCCCCUCAACCCCACACUCCCCUCUCCUCCAUCACCCUCCCCUC